AUGAAUACAGAUACUCUUUGUAAGUUUUGUACAGGAAAUCAAAGCAAAUAUGUUUGUCCAAAAUGUGGAGCUCCUUAUUGUUCCUUAACAUGUUACAAAUCGUCGAUUCAUUUAGAGUGUACAGAACAAUUUUACAAAGAAUGCAUUCAAGAAGAAUUAGAUGUUCAAGAUUCGGAUGAUGUAGGAAAGAAGGAAAUGAUAGACAUUCUUAAAAGAGUGUAUGGAGAAAAUGAAGAUUCCGAAAGUGAUUCAGAUGAUGAAGAAUUCACAGAUAUCAAUGACCGAUUGAAUGGGAUUGAUCUAAAUGAUGCUGAGGUAGUUUGGAGUUAUUUAACCGAUUCAGAAAAAGCAGAAUUUGAACAUCUUGUUAAGUCUGGUGAUAUCUCUAAAAUUCUACCUCAGUUUACUCCUUGGUGGUGUUUACCGAUUGAAAAACAAAUAGUAACUGAAGUUGGUGAGAAUAUGAAUGAUAGUGAGUUUCCACAUUUAAUAACAAACAUUCCAAAAUUAUCUAUACUUUCAAAAAAAUCACCAUCGGAUUGCAUUCAAUGGAAUUUAGUCAAUAUGAUUACUCCAUAUGUGUUUUUGAUACGGUAUUAUAAUGGAAAACAUAAAUCAUAUUUAUCAGAAUUUAUCAAUGGACUUUAUAAUUUGUCAAAAAAUCUAUGUCUUAAUCAGAAUUUUGAAUCUUAUGACAUAGCUGUCAAAUCUGUUGAGCUUUGUAUUCAAGAGCAUGAAAUGUUCAAAGGUUUUCAAGAAGGUUUUAUUCUUAUAAAUAACGACUUGGAAACAAUAUUUAGUAAUGGUUUGGAUUCCAACUGCAAUUAUAACAUAAAAUUAGCUUUAUCUGAUAUACAUAAUUUACUGACAAUGUAUAAAAAUGAGCAAAAAAAUAUUUCAUUGAAAAAAACAGAACAAGGAGAAUUUAAUAGAAGUUUCCCUGAUGCUAAAGCCAAUUAUUCGAUACUUGUAGACAUUAAGAAAGUACGUUUGUUACUGAAAAAGAUUGAAUAUUUUUUAUCUUGGGUGGAUGAAAGUAAAUUAUAA
Molecule: messenger RNA, 1047 nt
Organism: Macrosiphum euphorbiae (potato aphid)
Lineage: Eukaryota; Metazoa; Arthropoda; Insecta; Hemiptera; Aphididae
Source: the annotation of a GenBank genome assembly